Molecule: messenger RNA, 2039 nt
Organism: Sceloporus undulatus (fence lizard)
Lineage: Eukaryota; Metazoa; Chordata; Lepidosauria; Squamata; Phrynosomatidae
Gene: MSTO1
Product: misato mitochondrial distribution and morphology regulator 1
Exons: 14
Coding region: 82-1797 (571 amino acids)
Biological process (GO): mitochondrion distribution
Cellular component (GO): cytoplasm
Source: RefSeq, a predicted model, not a curated record
CCUCUUUCCGGUUUCCAACGGCCGGCACCAACGCCGCCGGUGCUGCUGCUGGUGGCCCGGCCUCUCUCUCUUUCCGGGGGGAUGUCGGGGGCACGCGAAGUGGUGACGCUGCAGCUGGGGCCCUACGCCGGGUGUGUGGGCGCCCACUGGUGGGGCCUGCAGGAAGGUUUGUUGGGCUUGGAUCCGGCAGCUGCAAAACCAGAUGAAACCAUCCAGCAGAAUGUGCUCUUCCGACCCGGAAGAACUUCCCAGGGGCAAGAAACACACACCCCCCGCCUCAUCCUCAUGGACCUCAAAGGGAGCCUGGGCAAUCUCAAGCAGGAGGGAGCCUUGUACCAGGAUGCAGAAGCCAACACUCCUGUGGCCUGGAAGGGGAACCUGACAACACACCGAGAAGACCCAUCCCCUGUUAACCCCUUCCUGAAAGGCCUUAGCAGGUCAGAGGAUAACAGAUCUUCCAGCUGUGGCUUUUCUCCUAGGAGCCUUCCUGGUGAUGGUGAACAGCGAAAUGAGGCUUCACAAACGCAUCACUUGGAGAACACAGUGCAUGUUUGGUCAGAUUUCCUCCGGACAUAUCUGCACCCUCAUAGCCUGUUAACUAUUCAUCAGUACAAUCAUGAAGGGGAUACGAGUCGACUUGAGGCUUUUGGACAAGGAGAAAAGCUAUUGCAAGAUACUCCAUACACUGAGGAGCUUGAAGACAGACUACACUUCUUUGUGGAAGAAUGUGACUACCUGCAGGGAUUCCAGGUUCUGUGUGACCUGCACAGUGGGUUUUCGGGGGUCGGAGCAAAGGUUACCGAGCUACUUCAGGAUGAGUACACUGGGAAGGGAGUUCUGACGUGGGGGCUGACGCCAGUGCUGAAAUCUGCUAUUCCACAGAAGAAUUUCUAUAGGCUCAUGAACACAGUUCUGGGAAUUGUCAGUCUUUCCAACCACAGUUCACUCUUCUGCCCCUUGUCGCUGAACAAGAGCCUGGGCCUCAGGCCAGAGCCUCCUGUGACGCUGCCAUACCUGCACUAUGAUGCAUCUCUGGACUAUCACACAAGUGCCAUCUUGGCCACAGCACUAGACACACUCACUGUUCCCUAUCGACUCCAAGGCUCGCCGAUCUCCAUGGCUUAUCUUGCUGAAGCCCUGAAUAUCUCGGGGAGAAAGGUAGCAGCUGCAGUGACUGCCAUACCAUUUCCUGUGAUGCAGGAACAAUCUCUUCCUGAUGCUCUGUGCAGCCAGCAGCCCACCAUGUCCUGGAUUCCACUGUCUUCAAAUGGAGAGCAAGGAGAUAGCCACUGUUUUGCACAGUCAGUUGUGCUGAGAGGAAUCAGCAAGGAAUACCAAGUUAGCAAUCCUCCAUCAGGCACUGAACCAAAAUCUGUCCUCCACAUGUGUGAAACAGGACAGGAGGUACUGGCACGCUACUUGUACAUGGCGUCUCCCAGAACCUUCAGCACUUCACAUUUACUGCAAAGUCCUUCCAAGCUGUUGGCUCCAUAUCCCCAGUACUUCUCUCCUCUCUUGAACAAGCAAGGAUUCCUCUUGGAGAAGCCAUCUCACACCUCAGCAGGAGUUGAAAGCAUUCCAGUCUUCACUGCCCUCCAGUCGUCAGCCAUCCUGCUUAGAACUCUUGGGAAGUUAUAUGAAGAGCUACAUCAAGUGGAUGUCCGGCGCUGGGCAAGCUUUUUUUCUGCAGGAGUAGAAAUGGAUGACUUCCAGGAGGCCUUGGAUGAGCUGAGGACACUGUCCCAGUGUUAUAAACAGAGUGGUUUAACAGAAGAUUCAGAGGAUGAUACAGACUGAUUGCUUUCUUUCGUGCCUUACACAGGACAACUUCCACUGACAUUUCAAAAUGAACUCUCUAAAGCAUCCAUCUCCUGAACUGCUAAACUGAAGCUUUGCAGUAUGCUCAAUCUUUAACUCUGAAUUAAUGCUCGACCAUUCUGUGCACAAAGGUAAGAAGGCAGCUCUGCACACCUUCCACAAUGGAAUGGUUUUUAUUCCUUAAAAUAGAAGUGCACAAUAAAUAUUCAUCCUGAAUUUCA